Messenger RNA from Macrobrachium nipponense, 590 nucleotides. RefSeq lists its product as uncharacterized. Bases 51 to 590 code for a protein of 179 amino acids. Lineage: Eukaryota; Metazoa; Arthropoda; Malacostraca; Decapoda; Palaemonidae. The transcript is spliced from 5 exons. The record is from RefSeq and is a predicted model, not a curated record.
CAUUCCCAGUGGGAUGGAAGGCGCGCGAACUUUGGGCGCAACUGACACAAAUGGCCGUCCCUGCCAUUCUUCUUCUUCUUCUCUUUGUUCCAUUGGGCUCUUGGGCUCGAGAACACCUGCAAUUUGCACCUGGCAAGACCCUGCCUGGGGAUCUUGUUGACUACUGGGUUACUGACGCCUCUUCACAAUGUGUCUGCAGAAUCAUGUGCAUCCGUAAUAUUUCUUGCAGCGGCGUCACUGUUCAGUAUAAUGGAGCUCAGCUCACAUGUGAAUUUAGUCAUGAUGAAGUUCUCGUUGAAAAUCUUGUAGCAAGAUCGGAUGGCAAUACCUGGAUCUUUAAUGCCACUACGACUACAACAACUCCAGCUGCAACUACUACAACUACUUCUGCAACCAUAACAACUACUCCAUCGACUUUUACUUCAAAACUUACCAGUUACCAACUACAACCACCACAACCCCCACUACUACUGACACAACUACAACCAACACAGCUCCCACUACUACUGCUUGCUCAUCAUACUACGAUAUGUUUAAUGGUUCCUGCUACUACUUUCAUUAUAAUUGUUAUUGGAAUAAGGACUGGGUAA